ACAGAAACAAAACCAGAAAUCUCUUUAGAUCUUUAACAUCAAACUAAGGUUAAAGUUUCCAACAAAAACAUGAGGGGCUUUGGGUUUCAACAGCAGCAACACUGUGCUGAUGAGGGCAUGUGGGUGGAGUCUCAGGCUCAGCAGCAGAACUAUGCCUUUCAUGAAGAGUCUUGGAGCUCUGAAAACAAUUACCAAAACCAAUUCCCAAGCAUGAUGCAGAUGAACAAGCAUGGUUCUUUUGGUGUGGACUCAAAGUCAAAACAUCAUGGCAUGUUAGGAGGAAAUGGAAACUGUGGCAUGUUUCAAGAAGGCAUGCACAGUAACCAUGGCUUUGGUCAUGGGGGUGGCAAAAAGUUUCCUUUUGGUGGCAACAAAGCCUCUCAUCAGUUUUCAAAUGGUGGGGGCAAGUUCAAUUCUGGUGGGCACCAUGAGUAUAUCAUGGAGGAAAAUGAGUAUGAGGAGGCUUAUGAGGAGCAUGUUGGUGCUGGCAAUGCUACGGUUGAUGAAAUGAGAUAUGAGCGUCAUGAGUACCAGGGUGGGGAUAGUUGCUAUGUCAAUCCCUAUGAGAGGAAAAUGAUUAGGAACAUGAACCACAAACCCCACCACUGGACAGCAAAGGGGGUCUAAUAUACCACACUAUGAUACCACCUAUUUCCUAUGCAUUUGAAGCUAUCUAUGCAACAGUAAUAAAAUGUGUGCUUUGUUGUUUUAUUGUUGGAAUAAGAUUCCACCCAGUGUGUUUGGAUUUGGACCCUUGUGCUUCAUGUUACUUGUAAUAUCUUAUUUAACUUGUUAUGUUAUAAACUUAUAAUAUAAAGUUGCCUUUGAUUAUGAUGAUUGA
Molecule: messenger RNA, 841 nt
Organism: Cajanus cajan (pigeon pea)
Lineage: Eukaryota; Viridiplantae; Streptophyta; Magnoliopsida; Fabales; Fabaceae
Source: RefSeq, a predicted model, not a curated record